GAACGCAGCACCGCACGGACGCCUGUGACGUAGCACGCAGCGUCUGUGUUUGGUUGUGGUCGAAGCUCGAUAAGGAUCAAGGAAAUCUCUAGCAUCGUUAGAUAAACACCCUGAAAAGGUGUUACACGGCCAUCACGCAACCGUCACAAUAGCAUUAGAGUCCUAAAGGCCUCCUUUCCACAGUGAGGGUCGACAUGUCUGAGACAUACGAUUUCCUGUUCAAGUUUCUGGUGAUCGGCAGUGCUGGGACGGGAAAAUCCUGCCUUCUCCACCAGUUCAUUGAGAACAAAUUCAAGCAGGACUCCAACCACACCAUCGGUGUAGAGUUUGGUUCCAGGGUCGUCAACGUUGGUGGGAAAACGGUCAAACUGCAGAUCUGGGAUACUGCUGGACAAGAGCGAUUUCGCUCAGUGACACGCAGCUACUACAGAGGAGCAGCUGGAGCCCUUCUCGUCUACGAUAUUACAAGCCGAGAGACAUAUAACGCCUUGUCCAACUGGCUGACUGAUGCACGGACGCUCGCUAGCCCCAACAUCGUCAUCAUUCUGUGUGGCAACAAGAAAGACCUGGACGCAGACAGAGAGGUGACCUUCCUGGAAGCCUCACGCUUCGCUCAGGAAAAUGAACUGAUGUUUCUAGAAACAAGUGCACUGACAGGGGAAAACGUGGAGGAGGGUUUCCUGAAGUGUGCCCGCACUAUCCUCAACAAGAUAGACUCAGGAGAGCUGGACCCGGAGAGGAUGGGUUCAGGUAUUCAGUAUGGAGAUGCGUCUCUAAGGCAGCUGCGACAGCCCAGAGGCACAACAACACAGAACAAGCAGCAGUGUAACUGCUAGGGGUCAGGCCACGCCUUAACCUGAGCCCGCAGGCCCACGUGGACAGGACGCCCCCUACAGUCCUUCAGUUCAGCUCCAGGUGUUUUUGGUGUGUGUGACCAUUCACCCUAUAGUCUCACUCACCUUACAUCACCUUGACGAGUGAGGUCACGGAGACCCCUACAGCCCCCGCUAAGCCUCCUUACCUGAGGGUGCCAUCUUAGCCCUGCAUCUAGGAUGAAGCAUCCCCGUUUAGUGUGAGCGUGAUGGGACCAUAAGGAAGCGAUGUCCCCAUCACUUGCUUACCAGACAAGGACGAGUCAAUGGUGGUUCAUCUGGGCUGCUGUUGUUCAACUUUGUGAUUUCUUUUUUUGUUUCUUUGUUUUUAUUCUGGUUUUAGAAACCUUGCUUUUUGCAUUUGCACAUUUCUCUCUGUAAUUUCCUACUGUCACUGGUUAAAGCACUCUUGUUAUUUAGCAUCUCCUGACAUGAUUGAUGAUAAGCCCAAAACUAAAUGUGAUUGUGAUAAAGUUUGUAUUUUAAAACAUAUAUACUUGAAGAAAUUUAAAAUAUAUAGAAUCUACUACACAUUUUAUCCUUUUCAAAGUUUUCUUGAACAUUGAACCUGCUAACUAUUGAAUGUAAGGUGAGCGUCAGCUGUAAAAGUAUAGGAGGAAUAUAUAUAUAUAUAUAUAUAAUUAAAAUUUGGGCCAUCCAGAGUUUUAAAAUUUGUGAAUUUAUAGUGUAGUAUUCCUAAAAUUAUUCCAGCUUUUCAAUGGAUUUUGUUUACUCACUCCACUGUGUAGCUAAAGAAGCACAAAAAUAAUAUUUUUAUUCCAUUCAAGAUCCCAAAGUCUGUAAAUUUAACUUAUUUAUAUUUAAAAACUGUUUCAAUCUGUUUUUUCUUUUGGCUGUUGCUGUUGAACUUUUUUUUUCUUCAAUCUCCCCUUGUGACUAAUGUUGUAAACACAUGCAGCACAAGGGAUGGUCGUUUGUUUUUGUAGUUCAGCCUCCAUAAAGGUCGGAUGUUGCCCAAACAUCGCUGAUAGGAAGCCAUGCACAGGAAGUGAUGACUCGUUCUAUCUCUUGAGUCAUCGUCACACUUCAGGUUUGUUUUUUUUAAACAGGCCUUGAGGAAAAUAGCUUAAAAAAAUGAUUUCAUGUCAUGAUGACCCAGUGAAGCGUCGUGCGUGAACAUCAGCAUGUGAAAAGUGAGUGAGCACACUGGAGGGUGAAUGGAACAAUCUAAUGUAGUCAAUUAGCAGGUGUUGCUGUCAAAGAAAAUUUGGGUUUCUCUCCUCUGAAAGUGCACUUUUAUUUUCAAAAUGUCUGUUUUGUUUAUAUACUGUAUCUAAAGAAUUGUACAUUUUAUUUUAAAGAGUAUAAGUAAUAAAGAUUUUAAUUGUAGAGGGUUUUUUUUAUUCUUACAGUUGAAAUGUUUGGGGUAAUUUAGUGUAGACUGAGUUGUGGGGAGUGGCAGCAGCUACUCUCAUCACUUCUAUUCCUUUACAUGAACUUCAGGUCAUCGGUUGAGUAUGGAAGGAGGUCUGUGGACUAAAGCCGCCAUGUUUUCAUAAUUUAUUUUGACUCGUUCCAGCCUGGAUGAAUCUGACUCAGUCGCUCAGUAAAUGAUGUGAUGUAAUAAACUCAAAUGCUACUGUACACCUCAGAUACUUCGUCCUGUAAAUAAGAUUUGUCUAUUUAGGAGUGUUGCUGACUGUAAUGAUUAUGCAAUUCCCAGUAAAGUGCUUGUUUUUCAGUUCA
Molecule: messenger RNA, 2579 nt
Organism: Oryzias melastigma (Indian medaka)
Lineage: Eukaryota; Metazoa; Chordata; Actinopteri; Beloniformes; Adrianichthyidae
Gene: rab4b
Product: RAB4B, member RAS oncogene family
Exons: 8
Coding region: 195-836 (213 amino acids)
Biological process (GO): regulation of endocytosis; Rab protein signal transduction
Cellular component (GO): endosome
Molecular function (GO): GTP binding; GTPase activity
Source: RefSeq, a predicted model, not a curated record